Messenger RNA from Lachancea dasiensis, 3159 nucleotides. Lineage: Eukaryota; Fungi; Ascomycota; Saccharomycetes; Saccharomycetales; Saccharomycetaceae. The record is from the annotation of a GenBank genome assembly.
AUGGAUCCUUCAGAAUUAUGGCAGUGUUUUGCCCGGACUUUAGACCAUGAUCACAACGUUCGUUCUCAAGCGGAAGCUCAACUGAAACUUGCGGGAAAAGCUCCAGGAUUUCUGGGAGCAUGUCUGGACAUCAUAUCCGCGGCUGAUAUACCAGAAAAUAUCAAAUUAUCGGCAUCCUUGUACUUCAAGAACAAGAUUUUGUACGGAUGGAGUGACAGACAGAGCAGCAGAAACGAGCUCCUGGACGUUGUGGUGGACAACGACGAAAAGCCAGUAGUCAAAGAUAUGUUUGUGAAAGCGUUGCUGCAAUCGUCAAUCUACUCUCCCAAUUGCAUUAGAUUACUACAACCAGCUCUUAGAACGAUCGUCUCGGAGGAUUAUCCGAAGAAGCAGUGGAAUUCGCUUCUGGAAAGUUCGUUCGAGCUGUUGGGGUCCAAUGACGUGAAUUCGGCUCAUGUUGGACUGCUGUGCCUGAGUGAGGUGUUCAGAACCUUCAGGUGGAAAGAAAAUGACUCUAGACAAGACUUGGAACACAUGAUCAUGCAGCACUUUCCUCCGCUGCUUGAAUUUACAUCUACCACGCUUUUGGAUGGCGGCAAAAACAUCGAUAACCCAAAAAUUGGAGACAUGGUGAAGCUGGUUUUGAAAAUUUACAAGUUUGUAACAUACCACGACUUGCCCUUCACCCUACAACGGCCCGAAAGCUUUAUUCCGUGGGCUAAUUUGCAUGUUGCAAUCAUUCAGCAACCAUUGUCAACUCAAACCAUUGCGUCUCUCGAACCUAACAGUCGAAAGGUUCAACCCUGGGUAAAGGCCAAGAAGUGGGCCUACGCCAAUAUGUCAAGACUUUUUCAAAGGUACGCAUCGACUUCAUUGUCGCGGAAGUUUGCGUAUGAUGACUUUAAGAUGCUGUUUUUACAAGAGUUUUUACCACAGCUACUGCAGCUAUAUUUUCAGCAAAUUGAGCAAUGGAGUAGCGGAUCUGUGUGGCUGAGCGACGAGGCCAUUCAUCAUAUCUUAGGCUUUUUUGAGCAAGCUGUUGUUCAAAAAGCUACAUGGCCUUUGAUCAAACCUUACUACUCUAUAAUUUUGGAGCAUGUAAUUUUCCCAUUGCUCUGCCCAACAGAGGAUACGCUAGAGACAUUUGACUCUGACCCUCAAGAAUAUAUUCACAGAAAUCUCGAAACUUGGGAUGAUGACUAUUCUCCUGACUUUGCAGCCCUAUCGUUGCUUUCUACCUGCGUGGCUAAACGCGGUAAAUCCACAUUGCAACCAACUGUGUAUUUUGUGACCGAAAAACUGAACAAUGGCAUAACGAAUCCUGCCAAAAUAUUUGAAUGCGAGUCUUCUUUGAGAAUUCUUUCGAAUAUUUUGGAUCGCUUAUGCCACAAAAGCUCUCCAUUUGUGAACGACGUGGAAAACUUACUUGGAUCACUUGUUUUUCCUUUCUUCCAGUCUUCCCAUCAGUUUUUGAAAGCUCGUGUAUGCGAAAUAUGUUCUAAGCUGGGAGAUCAGCAGUUUAAAAGUGAAAAGACUCUUCAGACCAUUUACAAUGGUAUAAUUACAUGUUUCAUGGAGGACAACGACUGCUUACCAGUAGAGCUACUUGCGGCUCUCGCGGUUCAGGCGUUUAUCCACGUUCCUGAAUUUCAGGGUCCAAUAUCCUCGAGUGUUGUGCCAAUGACACAGAAACUACUCCGCAUUUCUAAUGAAAUUGAGUCUGAUGCUGUGUCUGGUGUCUUACAGGAGUUUGUAGAGUGUUUUUCUGAGCAGCUACAACCCUUUGGUAUUGAACUCAUGAACGAUUUGGUCCAGCAGUUUUUGAAGUUGGCCAUAGAGCUCAACGACUCGUCAAAUUUUGACAUCAAUGACAUCAACGACUAUAACAAUGUACCUGAUGAUACGGAUAAGCAGAUGGCCGCUCUUGGUAUACUGUCGACAUCAAUUUCGAUCUUACUCUCAUUCGAAAACUCUCACGAAAUUGUGAAGAAUCUUGAACAAUCAUUUUACCCCGCAGCAGAGUUUAUACUGAAGAAUGGUAUGGAGGAUUUUUAUCGCGAAGUAUGCGAGUUUUUGGAAAACUCCACUUUUCUGCUCAGAGAUGUUACACCUUUUUCGUGGAAGAUACUAGAGCUGAUUGGCGAGUGUAACAGAAAGGAGGAAAGCAUGGUAGCAUUUUACUUGGAAGACUUCAUGCUUGCUUUUAACAACUAUUUGGUUUAUGGACAAGAAGAACUGCGUAAGAAUUCUUUCUAUUCGAAUAUCUUAUUCGAAGUUUAUUGCAAAGCUGUCGCCAACGAAGACAACACGCUCGAUGAUAUGGUACAUAUAUUCGAAUUAUCGCAGAAAAUAGUGCUUGCUCUCGGUUCAAGUACGAAUAAUGUACUUUAUGAGAAGCUGCUGGGGGACGCAUUAACAUCCAUCAAAAAUGAGGCAAACGAUCUAAAGAAGAACAUAACGUUUGCAGUCACUUCUUUCAACGUGGUGAUUGCCUGCUUCGCUUGCGAUCCUUGGGUCACAUUACAGUAUAUGAUCUCCCAGAGCGCUCUGGAGUCGUUCAUUAGCUUGUGGUUUGAAUAUCUCAUUCCCAACUACAAGCGGGUAUACGAUAUCAAGUUAUCUAUCAUGGCUCUUUUGAGCAUUGUUAGCGAUGUGGCCGCUGCCGACAUCCAGGCCAUAUCUUUUGAAGUCGUAGUGACCAAGUCAAGCUCUUUGAUUAUCAGUCUGUUGACCGUUUUUCCCCAGGCCCUGAAGACGCUUGAAGAGAAGCGCAAAACAUACUCUGCAGAAGAGUUUGGCCGCAACUCUGCAGAGGACGCCGAUUGGCAAGAUUUCCAAGACUACGGCGAUGGAGGCGACGACGAAGAUGAAGAAGAUGAUUUCGAGGGCAAUGAGGAGCAAUACCUCGAACUCUUAAAUAAGCGAGCUCAGGGCCUUGAGUUUGUCGACGGAAACACUGAUAUUUUUGAUAGCGGCGACAGUUUCGAGGACCUUGAAGAAGAUCCUCUCUCUGGCUCUGUUAUUGACAAUGUUAACGUUUAUCAAGUCCUUAACUCAGUUCUGACAUCUCUGCAGAGCGACGAAGCCAAGUACCGAAUGUUUACGGCCGAAUGGUCGCCAGAAGAUCAAAAAACCUACUCGGGUCUAAUGAAUCUUUAA